AUGGCAUCUGAUGAGGAAAGUCCUGGUCAAGCACAAAGCUCAAGUCGACAAAGCCGCAGGUCCUAUAGUGCCCGGAGAACUCAGGACAGUGCCAAUUUUGUUGGACGAGAAGUUUGUCUUCGGGCCAUGCGGAGUCUUUUGGGCAUAGGCGAAACGACGUUGCAGAGAAUGAGGCAAGGAGAGAGGGUGUACACUAACAAGAGUAGGGCUCCAUUGCCGAAGCACCCUUCUUUUGGUUUUACGAUCAGGGGUGAGGUCGCUGCCAAGUGGAUGGGGGUUGUGAUGUAUAUGUGGUAUGUGUACCACAGCUGUGCCGAACACAUGCCAGACAAUUUCCGUGCUGCUACCAAAGAUGGUGGCUUCCGUGCUGUUGCCGAUGCCAGAUUGCAGGGUGAUGACGAUGCACACCUGCGUGCUAUCAACAGCUUCAUGCGGACGCUGACCACACAAAGCUCGGAUAUAGAUGUGCAUACAAUUGGCCCUGGAACCUUUUCUGGGAAGCGGCGAUGCCUUCCAUAUGGGAGUCGUUCGGAGAUGUUUUGGGAGUAUAAAGCGUACUGCAAUGCAAAUCAAGAGGAGCCUGCUUCCUACCAAACAUUCAUGCGCAUCGCUCGGUGUGUGGUGGGCCCUGCUCAAAAGCAUGGCUUUCUCAAGUUUCGCAAAGUGAACGAGCAUGCGAAAUGCGACGACUGCACCCGGCUCAAGAAAGCUUUGAAAGCCAAGGUGAAGAGCGGUGAGGAUCGGCAGGAGCAGCAGCGUGCAUACAUGCGCCACAUCUUGUCACAGUGGCUGGAUCGGCAGCUGUAUUGGCAGUUCCGUAGCCUAUCUCAGACUUUCUUUCGACAGCAAGACCUCCUGGGUCACAGGAUACUGACUUCGUCCAUCGCGACCUCAGUCAUGACGAUCAUUGCAGACGGCAUGGACCAGUCUAAGUACAAAUGUCCUCGCAUUCGGGAGCAAUCCUCGAAAAUUCUUGCUCGUUUGUUCCGACCUACAUUACAUGUGGCAGCCACAUGGAACCACGGUAGGAGCUUGAACUUCUUCGUCGCUGACGAAUGUCUUCGCAAGGAUAGCCAGACACAGAUGGAGAUGCUCGCCCGAACUGUGUCUCAGGUCAUUGACUCUGCAAGACAGCUUCCAGCUGGACUUGCACUCCAGCAGGACAACACCUAUCGGGAGGGAAAAAACACUUACACCAUGGGCUGGUUGUCUUCUCACAACAGAGUGCUUUCAUUAGUCGGCAAACAUUUGAUUGUCCCGAAGACGUGGUCCGUCUCCUGGAUUCAAGUCACAGGCCUGAGGCAGCUGGUGAACGGGAAAGGAAAGGUGGGUCAAGUUCGUUUCUGUCUUCGUCGGGACUUGGAUCCUUCCUCUUAUGGUGCCUGCCAGACGAAAGAACUCACUGGUUCUCCGCCCAAACAGGACGAUGUACUUGUUCUGGCGAAGCAUCGUAUGGCAGAUACCAGUCCCCAUGUGGUUGCAGUGAUUGUUUCUGCGCAAAGAGCCGCUGAUCUUCGUGCCAGUUUCCAGCAGCCUCAGGGCUCAGCAGAGCGUAGACCGAUCACUGAACAAGUCAAGAAGAACAUUGCGGGAGUGCUGCCGAAGUGUGUGCAACAAGGCAUUGUGUCUCGUGAUGCCGAAGCGUACCUGACAAAUUGGCGUGCUGGUACCUGGGCUAAAGUUCCCCGGCCAUCUUUGUACACGUGCCUGGAGGCUCGAAGAGCCCCACAAGAAUUCUAUGGCAAUGACCUUGUCGGUUGCAG
Molecule: messenger RNA, 1763 nt
Organism: Symbiodinium necroappetens
Lineage: Eukaryota; Dinophyceae; Suessiales; Symbiodiniaceae
Source: the annotation of a GenBank genome assembly